CCGACCAUCCAGAUAUUACCUCCUUCAAGAAGCCCUCCCUUUGGGGAGGUAGCCCCGCCCUUUGGGAGCACAAAACCCUUUUUGCUCCCAAAGCCCUACGGCUUUAUCAUGUGCUGAUGCUACUCUCUGCUUGUUCGCUGGCCGAGCAGGCGGGUGAACACUUUGCAGGAGGGGGCUUUGUCAUAAUCUUCUUUGUAGUCCCAGCCCUAGCUCAGCAGCGGAGCCCCUCAAACCUCGGGAACUCCUCCCUGCAAAGGAGCCAGGACGCCCUCCCUCAGGCUGCCUUUAACCAGGGCAGAGUGACAGAGGAUCUCCACAGAGUUAGCGGUCACUGCCUUAGCAGUUAGGCCUCGGGGCCCGGGCAGGCACAGCUGGCGGGACUCGGCGCAGGCUGGCGCUGGCGCUGGCGCUUGUGUAGCCGCCUCACAGCUGCAGGCGGACUGUAAGCGCGCGCGCGGUCGCCAUGGCAGCGCAGCCGCCGCGGCCAGUGGGUGAGAGGAGCAUGGGGAGCCCCCGGGAGGCCGACCGUGCGCCGGCCAGGUCCCCGGCUUGGGCCCCCACUCAGGCCCGUACUCUGGGCGCGGCCCUGGUGGGCCAGCGCGAAUCUCCAGAAUCUGGUCUCCAGGAACAUUAUUCUAAUCUGUGUAUGGAAAAAUCCCAGAAAAUUAAUCCUUUUAUAUUGCGUAUACUCCAAGAAGUGGAUGAAGAAAUUAAAAAGGGGCUAGCAGCAGGAAUCACAUUAAACAUUGCUGGUAACAAUCGCUUAGUGCCAGUAGAAAGAGUUACAGGUGAAGAUUUUUGGAUUCUUUCCAGAAUUUUAAAGAAUUGUCUGUAUAUUAAUGCUCUAUUCAUCUGUGCUUCAGGUUUGGAUGUUGGAUAUAACCUUCUAAGUGAUGUUGGUGCAUACUAUGCUGCGAAACUGGUUCAGAAACAACUCAAUCUCAUUUACUUAAACCUCAUGUUUAAUGAUAUUGGGCCUGAAGGUGGAGAAUUGAUUGCUAAAGUGCUACAUAAGAAUCAGACUCUGAAAUACCUAAGAAUGACUGGAAACAAAAUUGAAAAUAAAGGUGGAAUGUUUUUUGCUGCAAUGCUGCAAAUUAAUUCAUCGUUAGAGAAAUUAGAUCUGGGUGACUGUGACCUGGGAAUGCAAAGUGUGAUAGCAUUUGCUACAGUACUAACUCGAAACCAAGCAAUUAAGGCAAUAAACCUAAACCGACCUAUACUGUAUGGUGAACAGGAAGAGUCCACAGUCCAUAUAGGCCGCAUGUUGAAAGAAAAUCACUGUCUUGUUGUACUACACAUGUGUAAGCAUGAUAUAAAAAACAGUGGUAUACAACAGUUAUGUGAUGCACUGUAUCUGAACAGUAGCCUGCGCUACCUUGAUGUCAGCUGCAACAAAAUAACUCAUGAUGGAAUGGUGUAUUUGGCUGAUGUACUGAAAAGCAACACUACCCUGGAAGUAAUAGAUCUUUCCUUUAACAGAAUAGAAAAUGCAGGUGCAAACUAUCUCAGUGAAACUCUUACUUCACACAACAGGAGUCUUAAAGCGUUGUCAGUAGUCAGCAACAACAUAGAGGGAGAAGGACUUGUUGCACUUUCACAAUCAAUGAAAACAAAUCUCACAUUCUCUCAUAUCUACAUUUGGGGAAACAAAUUUGAUGAGGCUACGUGUGUAGCAUAUUCAGACUUAAUUCAAAUGGGUCGUCUAAAACCAGACAAUACAGAUGUGGAGCCAUUUGUGGUAGAUGGACGCGUAUAUCUUGCAGAAGUCUCCAAUGGUCUUAAAAAGCAUUAUUAUUGGACAUCAACUUCUGGAGAAUCUUAUGACCAUUCAUCUAAUGCAGGUUUUGCUCUUGUUCCAGUAGGUCAGCAGCCAUGAAAAAGUAGCUCUAAAAUAAUUUUCAUACAUUUGUCUUAUUAUUUCACAGAGGUUAAUAUUCUAUAGCCUAUUUGUUUUCUUUUAUAAAUUAAAACAGGUUACUUUUUUCAAAUGUGUAAAAGAUAAUAACUUCGUAUAACUGUCUAUUGUGAAAAA
Molecule: messenger RNA, 2035 nt
Organism: Cercocebus atys (sooty mangabey)
Lineage: Eukaryota; Metazoa; Chordata; Mammalia; Primates; Cercopithecidae
Gene: LRRC34
Product: leucine rich repeat containing 34
Exons: 11
Coding region: 464-1879 (471 amino acids)
Molecular function (GO): protein binding
Source: RefSeq, a predicted model, not a curated record